This is a messenger RNA of Nymphalis io (European peacock), 1376 nucleotides long. RefSeq names its product serine-threonine kinase receptor-associated protein (gene wmd). The coding region runs from base 99 to 1073 and encodes 324 amino acids. The transcript is spliced from 8 exons. Gene Ontology annotation, biological process: spliceosomal snRNP assembly. Gene Ontology annotation, molecular function: protein binding; RNA binding. Gene Ontology annotation, cellular component: SMN complex. Lineage: Eukaryota; Metazoa; Arthropoda; Insecta; Lepidoptera; Nymphalidae. The record is from RefSeq and is a predicted model, not a curated record.
UGUCAACAUUCAGAACGAUCAGACUCAUUAGGUUAAUUUUUAAAGUAACUAGUUUUAUUUUGCAAAAGUACAACAAACUAAAAAUUUUAAAACAAAAAAUGACAACUUUCAAACAAGUUCCUCUCACAUGUGGUGGCCAUACUAGACCAGUUGUACAUUUGGACUUCAGUGACGUUACAAAAGAUGGAUAUUUUUUGAUUUCGGCCUGCAAAGAUGGCAAGCCUAUGUUAAGACAAGGUGAGACUGGAGAUUGGAUUGGAACAUUUGAGGGCCACAAAGGUGCAGUGUGGGGAGUAGCUUUAACAGAAAAUGCCAAUUUAGCUGCUAGUGGGGCAGCUGAUUUUACAGCUAAAUUAUGGGACGCACGAUAUGGUGAAGUGGUUCACACAUUUGAUCACGAGCACAUAGUGAAAAGCGUCAACUUUAAUGCUGAUGACACUCUACUGCUCACUGCUAGCAAUGAGAAAAUCAUACGAGUAUUUGAUCUUAAUAAGCCAGAAGCAGGAUCCCUUGAAAAAAUAAGUGCGCACACAAACAGCAUAAGGCAUGCUGUCUUUUUACACAACUCGCGUAUAGUGAGUGUUAGCGAUGACCUUACGAUGCGCGUCUGGGAUCGCACAAGCGGCCAGGAGGUCAAUAAAAUUGAGUUCUCAACAAUACCUAACAGCCUAGAAUUAUCAAGAGAUGGAGCUGUAUUGACUGUAGCACACGGUACAAAUGUCUCGUUCUACUCGUCAGACACGAUGCGUAAGAUGCGCGAGUUCCCCGUGCCAACUAAAUGUUUUUCUGCGUCACUGGCUCCAAGUCGAGCGACUUUUGUAUGUGGCGGAGAGGAUCUCAAGGUGUACAAGUUUGACUACAAUACUGGCACUGAACUUGAAUCGAACAAAGGGCACUUCGGGCCGGUGCACUGCGUGCGCUGGUCGCCCGACGGCGAGCUGUACGCGACGGGCUCGGAGGACGGCACGGUGCGCCUGUGGCAGGCCGUGCCGGGCCGCGUGUACGGCCUGUGGCGCCGCAGCAACGAGCACCCGCCCAUCGCCAACGGCUUCAAGGAGGUCGCCGCCAACUGACACCACUUCGACUUACCCAAGUGAAGAGAAGAAGAUAAUGUGCAAUCAAAAUUGAGCGCUUGGUGGUUUAUACGACGGACCACGAACCUGACGGUAAUAGUCACCAGGCCAAGUGUUUGAUGUACAUACGAAAUGUGCGGGACGUAUAAAUCAAGACUUUAACGAUUGUCCAGUGUUUGUGUUGUUUAUUUUAUACGGCAACACUACUUUUUUAUACUCAAAUGCAAUGUAUUUAUUGUAAAAAGAAACUUAAAUAGACUUGAUAAUAUUAUGAAACGAAAUAAAGUGAUUUGUAAAUAAUAA